Messenger RNA from Juglans microcarpa x Juglans regia, 3109 nucleotides. RefSeq names its product transcription initiation factor TFIID subunit 4b. Gene Ontology annotation, cellular component: transcription factor TFIID complex. The record is from RefSeq and is a predicted model, not a curated record. Bases 306 to 2963 code for a protein of 885 amino acids. The transcript is spliced from 16 exons. NCBI's taxonomy places the organism in Eukaryota, Viridiplantae, Streptophyta, Magnoliopsida, Fagales, Juglandaceae. Gene Ontology annotation, molecular function: protein heterodimerization activity; DNA binding; RNA polymerase II general transcription initiation factor activity. Gene Ontology annotation, biological process: transcription initiation at RNA polymerase II promoter.
GUGCGGGCUUAUGAAACGAUAUCGGGUGAGAGGAUCCCUAUUUAUGCACAAACACUCGCAUUCACUACGAUAAGCUCUUCUUCUUCUUCUUCUGUUUUCCUUCUGUUGUUAUUUUUCCCACAGGCAGUCAAGAAUGCCAUUCAAUUAUUCCUUAAAGAAAUAAAUUAUUAAGAAAAUUGUUCUUUCUAAUCUUCUUCAAUCUGUCGUGAACAAAUAUUGAUUUAUAUUCCAAAGGACUCAGAUUCGCCCAAUUACCCACCGGUGAGAUUAAAAUUCCCCAAGGCAGUGCGCAGAUACACGAUAUCAUGGAUCCUUCCAUAAUGAAGCUUCUCGAGGAAGACGAGGACGAGAGUAUGCAUUCGGGGGCGGACGUGGAGGCGUUCCAGGCUGCCCUAAACAGAGACAUAGGCGGAGAUGCCUCCACUUCACAGAACUCUGAUUCAGAUAAAGUUUUGUCUCAAGUAAGCAAUCAUACUCCCAGUCAGUUACCACAGUGGGAAACUGCUAACCAAGAUCAAAGUAUUGAAUGUCAAAUUCAACCAGACCAAAAAGGUGCCCAGCAGCUAGAACAACCUUUAUCUGGAAUGGAACUAAAGCAACAUGCAUCUGUUAUUGAAAAUCAGCAACAACAGAGUGAUGCCCCAGAUGUUCUCAAUAAUGUCCAAAUGCAAGAGAAAAGAUCCCAAGAUGAUAGUCAACAGGGUCAGACACAAAAUAAUUCCCUACAGAAUCCCCAAACAAGUGGGAUGCAGAUUUCUGAAAAACCUUCCAUCUCAAUACAUGAGUCAGAUAGAAGACCUGGUCUAGAAGGUGAAUCUCAAUACGCAAAAUUACAGAAAAUGAGUAAUCAACAGGCGACAAUCACUGAACAGGCAAGCAACCCAAUAAAUCGUUCUAGACCUGGGCAAGUACCAUUUGGAGUGUUGCUGCCUGUUUUACAAGCCCAACUUGAUAAAGACAGAGCCAUGCAACUUCAAACAAUAUUUGCUAAGCUAAAGAAAAACGAGAUCCCCAAAGAAGGGUUCGUCCGGCACAUGAGAGGUAUUGUAGGAGACCAUAUGCUCAAAUUGGCAGUAAUGAAAAUACAAUCACAGCCAAGUUCCAACCAAUUCCAGUUGCAAGCUCAAGCUUCAGCACGGCAACACCCUCAGCGGAUGCCAUCUGCUGAUUCAAGCUAUCCAGGUAUAGAAAACAAUGCUCAGAAAUCUCGAGAGGGGAAUCGACAGUCAGAUUCUCAUGGAGGGCAAGGAAGUCAAGUGCCUUCUUCCAGUGCAAGCGGCAUCAAUCCGGAAAGGGAACAAUCCUCAAUUCCUACACAAGGACUUAACAAGCAGCAGCAACAACAUUUGCACUUCCCUUCCAUUUACGGAAGUACCAGUGGUAAUUAUAACCCAUAUUCUGGGACAAAUGUCAAUACAUUGACAUCAUCUGUCAAAACACACACUCAUGAAGCACAAACAAGGCAAAUCUCUCAACAUCAGAACAUAAAUUCAACUCAGUUAAGUGGGACAACACAGGCGAUGAACACGAUGAGCAUUCCUAAGUUUGAGAGGCUAAAUUCUACCAAUGAUCCAAAGAGACUUCAGGGUGGAUCUGUUUCUCACCUGACAAACAAUUCAACAUCACAACAGAUACCGGUUCCUUGGCAGUCAUCAACAAAUAAAGAACAAAGUUCUGCCCUUUCCCCAUCAAUGGCUGGUGUGAAACAGGAAGCAAUUGAUCAGGGAAAUGCAACCCCUGGAACUGUAAACGAUGAGGCUUUGGAGAAGCAGUCUUCAAGGAUGGGCCUUUCGACAUCAAUGAGCAUGAUGCCUUCCAAUUCAGUUUCUCCUUCCAUGGCAGCACAGUUGGAUCCUACUGUCCCGUUGGGGCCUCGGAUCCCAUCCGCAGCCUCUUCUGCUGGGACUAACUCGAGAACACCUUCCAAAAAGCCUUCUAUUGGCCAGAAGAAACCACUUGAAGCACUUGGUUCAUCACAACCUCUGCCAAGUAAGAAGCAAAAAGUAUCUGGGGCGUUUUCGGAUCAAAGCAUUGAACAACUAAAUGAUGUUACUGCUGUCAGUGGAGUCAAUCUGAGGGAAGAGGAAGAGCAGCUAUUUUCUGGGCCCAAGGAAGACAGUCGAGUUUCAGAAGCAUCUCGAAGAGCUGUGCAAGAAGAGGAAGAAAAACUCAUUUUGCAGAAAACUCCACUUCAGAAAAAACUGGCAGAGAUCAUGGCCAAAUGUGGCUUGAAGAGCACAAGCAAUGAUGUGGAGCGAUGCUUGUCAUUGUGUGUGGAGGAAAGAAUGCGUGGACUGAUAAGUAAUCUAAUAAGACUAUCAAAACAGCGAGUUGAUAUUGAGAAACCAAGACACCGUACUCUUAUCACCUCAGAUGUUCAACAUCAAAUCAUGACAAUGAACAAGAAGGCUAGGGAGGAAUGGGAUAAAAAACAGGCUGAAGCAGAGAGGCUCCGGAGACUUAAUGAACCCGAGGGUAGUAAUGGAGUUGAUGGAGAGAAAGAUAAAGACGAAGGUCGUGGCAAGUCCAUUAAGGCAAACAAAGAGGAGGAUGACAAAAUGAGGACAACAGCUGCCAAUGUUGCUGCCCGUGCUGCUGUUGGAGGAGAUGACAUGCUGUCAAAAUGGCAACUUAUGGCUGAGCAAGCCCGGCAGAAACGUGAAGGAGUGACGGAUGCAUCUGGCUCUCAGCCAGGUAAAGAUGCAAGUCGCAAGCCUCUAUCGACAUCUGGAAGAAAAGAGAAUCAGGAUGCAGAGAAAAGGGGAAACACAGCUUCUAUUGCUGCUUUUGGGCCUCUUAGAAAAUCUGGAAGGAACCAAAUUGCUGCGACUCAAACCCGGGUGGCUCGUAGCAUCUCCGUUAAGGAUGUUAUUGCAGUCCUGGAAAGGGAACCCCAGAUGUCUAGGUCUAAUCUGAUAUAUCGCCUGUAUGAGAAAAUUCGUUCUGAUGGCACUGCUGAAUGAGUAAAGCAUGGUUCAUGUUUUUCGGCUUGUAUUGCCAAGAUAAUCAGUGUUUACCCGUUUGAAUGCAAAUGCUGCUGGUGUUGAAGGAUUGUGCUCGCUCUUUUCUUAAGCUAUUGUGAUAUUCGCCAAAUGGUAUAGCCUUGUGA